This is a messenger RNA of Myotis myotis, 6336 nucleotides long. It is a transcript of the gene GREB1L, whose product is annotated as GREB1 like retinoic acid receptor coactivator. The coding region runs from base 395 to 6301 and encodes 1968 amino acids. The transcript has 35 exons. Gene Ontology annotation, biological process: multicellular organism development; kidney development. Lineage: Eukaryota; Metazoa; Chordata; Mammalia; Chiroptera; Vespertilionidae. The record is from RefSeq and is a predicted model, not a curated record.
CGCGCGACCUGCGCGCCUGCCCGCGAGACGCCAGCCACCGGCGGCGCUAGCACCUCGGCGGAGGGCGGCCGCGGCGAGCGGAGGCGCAGCGCUGGGACCCGGACUGGGGGUGGGGAGACGAUCCCCGGCCGAGGCGAGGGCCACCCCCUGGUCCUCUGCCCUCGCGCCACUCCACGGCCAGGAGAUUUUUGACCAAUUUGGUUAUUUUAAAAAAAGAAAGUCCAUGACGGGGAGCCCUGGACUCUAGUACCAGCCCUGAUACUUCAUACUUCUAAAAUCUUGAGUGCAAAAAAGCUUUAAACAAGUAAAAUCUAGGCAACAGGCUCCCUGAAGUGUUGACAUCCCAACUUAAUCAUGAACGUGACUCAAAAAUGUUAAUAAAUAAACCAAGACCAUGGGGAAUUCAUAUGCUGGGCAACUGAAAUCUGCUCGAUUUGAGGAAGCUCUCCACAAUUCCAUAGAAGCCUCUCUGAGAUGUAGUAGUGUGGUACCACGGCCAAUUUUUUCCCAGCUCUACUUGGACCCUGACCAACAUCCAUUCUCACCUGCAGAUGUAAAACCCAAAGUGGAGGAUCUGGAUAAAGACUUGGUACAACGCUACACUCAAAAUGGAAGCCUGGAUUUUUCUAACAAUCUAACAGUUAAUGAAAUGGAAGAUGACGAAGAUGAUGAAGAAAUGUCUGAUUCAAAUAGCCCACCAAUUCCCUAUUCACAAAAACCUGCCCCAGAAGGGUCUUGCACUACAGAUGGUUUUUGUCAAGCAGGAAAGGAUUUGCGUUUGGUAUCUCUGUGUAUGGAACAAAUCGACAUCCCAGCAGGGUUCCUUCUGGUGGGGGCAAAGUCUCCCAAUCUUCCUGAACACAUCCUAGUGUGUGCUGUAGACAAACGAUUUCUACCGGAUGAUCAUGGGAAAAAUGCACUUUUAGGGUUUUCUGGAAACUGUAUUGGCUGUGGAGAAAGAGGAUUUCGGUAUUUCACGGAAUUUUCCAACCACAUUAACUUGAAGCUCACCACCCAGCCAAAGAAGCAGAAGCACUUAAAGUACUACCUAGUCAGAAGCUCCCAGGGUGUUCUGUCGAAGGGACCUCUUAUCUGCUGGAAAGAAUGUAGAAGCCGACAGUCCUCUGCUACUUGCCACUCUGUUAAACCAAACUCUUCAGUGUCAUCAACUGUGACCCCAGAAAAUGGCACAACUAAUGGAUACAAGUCAGGAUUCAUUCAGACAGAUUCUCCAAUUCUCAGUCCAGCUAAUUCUGCAAUCAAUUUAAGUGGAGCUCAGGACCUGACCCGGAAUAAGAAUGUUGUGAAGCCACUGGCGUUAUCUUUGCAGGUUGUAGGGAAGACUUUUGCUGCAGAUGCUGCCAAUGGAAACAGUAGCCAAGGAGGGAAGAGCAGUACAUCUAGCUCCACUCAAGCCCGCCCAGAGAAUUACCCUUUGUCACCAAGACCUAGCUAUGCAUCAGGAGACCAAGCUACCAUGUUCACUUCUGGACCACCAAAGAAACGACACCGGGGAUGGUACCCUGGGUCACCUGUCCCCCAACCUGGUUCAGUUGUACCUGUUCCUACAGUUCGCCCUCUUUCAAGAGCUGAGUCCCUUCUAUCUGCCCCAGUUCCACAGACCCCAUUAACUGGAAUUUUACAGCCUCGACCCAUUCCUGCAGGGGAAACUGUAAUUGUUCCUGAAAACCUGCUCAGUAACUCGGGCGUUAGACCAGUAAUUCUGAUAGGCUAUGGCACUUUACCCUAUUUCUAUGGAAAUGUUGGUGACAUUGUUGUGAGUCCUCUGCUGGUGAAUUGCUACAAGAUUCCACAGUUGGAAAACAAAGAUAUGGAACAGUUAGGGUUGACUGGCAGCCAGCUCCUGAGUGUGGAAAACAUGAUUCUUCUGACAAUACAGUAUCUUGUGCGGCUGGGUCCUGAUCAGAUACCUCUCAGGGAAGAAUUUGAGCAAAUUAUGCUGAAAGCUAUGCAGGAAUUUACUCUGAGAGAGCGAGCCCUGCAGAUGGGUGCUCAGUGUACACCUGUGUCGCCAGGCCAACUCCCCUGGCUGGCUAGAUUAAUUGCCAGCGUAUCUCAAGACUUGGUUCAUGUGAUUGUGACCCAGAACUCUUUGGCAGAGGGCAUUUCAGAGACAUUGAGGACUCUCAGUGAAAUGAGACACUAUCAAAGGCUACCAGAUUAUGUGGUGGCAAUUUGUGCAUCGAAAAUCAGAGGAAAUGAAUUUUGUGUGGUAGUAUUAGGUCAGCAUCAGUCCAGAGCUCUGGCAGAGAGCAUGCUCACCACAAGUGAGUUUCUAAAAGAAAUAAGUUAUGAGCUCAUCACAGGAAAGGUCAGUUUCCUGGCAUCGCAUUUCAAAACCACAUCAUUAGGCGAUGACCUCGACAAGCUGCUAGAAAAAAUGCAACAAAGAAGAGGAGACAGUGUUGUUACCCCUUUCAAUGGUGACCUUCAUGAAUAUGUGUCACCUCAGGAGGCUGCUGCUAUGAUUCCCACGCAAAACCUGGAUAUAGAUAAUGAAACCUUCCAAAUUUAUCAACCACAGCUUACAGUUGCCAGAAAGCUCUUAUCCCAGGUGUGUGCUAUAGCAGACAGCGGCAGCCAGAGCCUGGACCUCGGCCACUUCAGCAAAGUGGACUUCAUCAUCAUUGUCCCGCGAUCAGAGGUUCUGGUGCAGCAAACUCUUCAACGGAUUCGACAAUCAGGUGUCCUUGUAGACUUGGGUCUGGAGGAAAAUGGAACGGCUUAUCAGAGAGCAGAGAAGUAUGUUGUUCGUCUAGACAAUGAGAUUCAAGCCAAGUUUGAAGUUUUCAUGAGAAGAGUGAGACAGAACCCGUACACACUGUUUGUGCUAGUUCAUGACAACUGUCAUGUGGAACUAACGAGUGUCAUUUCGGGUUCUUUGUCACAUGGUGAACCUAGCCAUGGAUUGGCUGAUAGAGUCAUUAAUUGCAGAGAAGUUCUAGAAGCUUUUAACCUCUUGGUGCUCCAGGUUAGCUCCUUCCCAUACACUCUACAGACCCAACAGUCACGAAUCAGCUCCAGCAAUGAAGUUCACUGGAUACAGCUGGACAGCACGGAGGACAUGAGCUGCGAGGAAAAGCUGUACUUUGGCCUGAAUGAGUACAGUAAGUCUCUGCAGUGGGGGAUCACAAGCCCACUUCUGAGGUGCGAUGAGACUUUUGAAAAAAUGGUGAACACUCUCCUGGAGAGGUACCCCAGGCUGCACAGCAUGGUCGUCCGCUGCUACCUUCUCAUCCAGCAGUACUCAGAAGCUCUGAUGGCUCUCACCACCAUGGCCUCCCUCCGCGACCACAGCACACCAGAAACACUCAGCAUUAUGGAUGACCUCAUCAGCUCCCCAGGAAAAACAAAGAGUGGGAGGGGACACAUGCUCAUUAUCAGGGUGCCCUCCAUGCAGCUGGCGAUGCUGGCCAAGGAGCGGCUGCAGGAAGUGCGCGACAAGCUGGGCCUGCAGUACCGCUUUGAGAUCAUCCUUGGGAACCCUGCCUCUGAAGUCAGCGUUGCAACUCACUUUGUGGCACGAUUAAAGACCUGGAGAGGAAAUGAACUUGAAGAAUGGAUCCCUCGGACAUACCAAGACUUAGAAGGUCUGCCUUGUAUUGUGAUAUUAACUGGCAAAGAUCCUCUUGGAGAAACCUUUCCCAGGUCUUUGAAGUACUGUGACCUCCGCUUAAUUGACUCAAGCUAUUUAACUCGCACAGCCCUGGAGCAGGAGGUGGGUCUGGCAUGCUGCUAUGUCUCAAAAGAGGUCAUCCGGGGGUCCACUGUUGCCCUGGACCUGAGCGGGAAGGAGCAGGAGAGAGCCACCGCGAGCGAGAAUGACUCGGAUGAGCUGCUGAUCGAUCUGGAGAGGCCCCAGAGCAACAGCAGUGCCAUCACUGGAACCUCGGGUUCCAUCAUGGAGAAUGGGGUGAGCUCUUCCAGUACCGCGGACAAGUCCCAGAAGCAGCCCCUGACCCCCAGCUUCCAGAGCCCAGCCAACAGCACGGGGCUGGAGGAAGGGGUCUCUGCAGGCACAGCGGGAGCUGGGGAGACCCUGAAGCAGGAGUGUGAUUCCCUGGGCCCCCAGAUGGCGAGCAGCACCACCUCCAAGCCUUCAUCAUCACCCUCCUCCUCCUCGGGUCCCCGGGCUCUCCCGUGGCCCGCUGGGCCUGUCCACGGUUGUAGGGGCUUGCAUGCCACCCUGCCCCCAAUAGUGAUCCUGUCCAAAGCGGCCUACAGCCUCCUGGGCUCCCAGAGGGGAGGCAAGCUGCCGUCCUCCGCUUCCCUGCUGCCCCACGCCGAUGUGGCCUGGGUGAGCUCCCUGCGGCCGCUCCUGCACAAGGACAUGGGCAGCGAGGAGCAGUCGCUCUACUACAGGCAGUGGACCUCGGCUCGGCAGCACCACGCCGACUACAGCAACCAGCCCGACCCCAGCUCCGGCGCCCGGGCCUGCCACCCCCGACGGCUGCUGCUGACUGGGCCCCCCCAGGUGGGGAAGACAGGCUCCUAUUUGCAGUUCCUUAGGAUCCUCUUCCGCAUGCUCAUCAGGCUCCUGGAGGUGGAUGUGUAUGACGAGGGAGAGAUCAACACAGAUCACAGCGAAAGCAGCGGAGUGAGCCAGCCCGAGGGAGAGCCCUGGCCCGACAUCGAGAGCUUCAGUAAAAUGCCCUUCGACAUCAGCGUGCAUGAUCCCAAGUUCAGUCUGAUGAGCCUGGUCUACACGGAGAAGCUAGCAGGGGUCAAACAAGAAGCAAUAAAGGAAUCCAGAGCUGAAGAGCCCAGGAAACGAGAAACUGUGUCUAUGAUGCUGACCAAGUACGCGGCCUACAACACCUUCCACCACUGCGAGCAGUGCCACCAGUACAUGGACUUCCCCUCCACCUCCCAGAUGUCUGACUCCACCCUUCACGCAUUCACGUUCUCUUCCUCCAUGCUGGGAGAAGAGGUGCAGCUCUAUUUCAUCAUUCCCAAGUCCAAAGAGAGUCAUUUUGUCUUCAGCAAUCAGGGCAAACACCUGGAGAGCAUGCGACUGCCCCUGGUUUCAGACAAGAAUUUGAAUGCGGUCAAGAGCCCUAUUUUCACUCCUUCCAGUGGUCGCCAUGAGCAUGGACUCCUAAACCUUUUUCACGCCAUGGAGGGCAUCAGCCACCUGCAUCUUCUAGUGGUCAAAGAAUAUGAGAUGCCGCUGUACCGCAAGUACUGGCCCAACCACAUCAUGCUUGUGCUUCCCGGCACGUUCAAUAACGCAGGCGUGGGUGCUGCCAGGUUUCUCAUUAAGGAGCUGUCAUACCACAACCUGGAACUGGAGAGGAACCGCCUGGAAGAGCUGGGAAUUAAACGCCAGUGUGUCUGGCCUUUCAUCGUUGUGAUGGAUGACUCAUGUGUCCUGUGGAACAUUCACAGUGUUCAGGAGCAGACCAGCCAGCCCAUGGAAGCAGGAGUUUCCAGUAAGAAUGUGUCCUUGAAGAGUGUCUUACAGCACAUUGAAGCAACACCAAAAAUCAUCCACUAUGCAAUCCUGGGUAUACAGAAAUGGAGCAGCAAGCUGGCUUCCCAGAGUCUGAAGGUCCCGUUCUCCAGGUGCCACGUGCACGAUUUCAUUCUCCUCAACAUAGACCUGACUCAGAAUGUGCAGUACGACUUCAACAGGUAUUUCUGUGAAGACGUUGACUUUAACCUGAGAACAAACAGCAGUGGCUUGCUCAUCUGUCGUUUUAAUAACUUCAGUCUCAUGAAGAAAUACAUUCAGGUUGGAGGGCAAAGGGACUUUAUCAUUAAACCAAAGAUCAUGGUGUCAGAGAGCUUAGCACCCAUCCUGCCCCUUCAGUAUGUCUGUGCUCCCGACAGUGAACACACAUUACUGGCAGCCCCUGCGCAGUUCCUUCUGGAGAAGUUCCUUCAGCACGCCUCAUACAAACUCUUCCCCAAAGCCAUCCGGAACUUCAAGAGUCCUGUGUUAGCUGUUGAUUGCUAUCUUAACAUUGGACCAGAGGUGGCCAUAUGCUACAUCAGCUCCAGACCCCACUCCAGCAAUGUCAACUGUGAAGGGGUGUUUUUCAGUGGACUCCUCUUGUACCUCUGUGACUCUUUUGUAGGUGCUGAUCUUCUUAAGAAAUUUAAAUUUCUAAAAGGUGCUACCCUGUGUGUCAUUUGCCAAGACAGAAGCUCCUUACGCCAGACAAUUGUCCGCUUAGAACUAGAGGAUGAGUGGCAGUUCCGCCUCCGGGAUGAAUUUCAAACUGCUAACAGUAGUGAAGACAAGCCCCUGUAUUUUCUUACUGGACGUCAUGUAUGAACUUUUGAAGAGACCAAAAAUAGCAAAGGGAUGCC